AUGUUCGUUUCUGUGUCUAUCAUCUAUUUCAUUGUCCUCCUGACCUUCGCAGAUAUUGUUGAUGGACGAUCACUGACAGUUCCUACUGAGACUGAUCGUGUAUUCAUAAAAAAUCGCAAUCUCUUCCGAGGAGACAUCCUUCUUCAUCCGCAGGCGACAAAUCGAGCUCUUGCGACAACUCGGAUAGGCGCGCCAUGGCCAAAUGGAAUUAUUCCAUACACUUGGAAAAGCGAAACCUGUGAUUCUGAAGGACAGAAUUGUAUUCGAACAGAUAUUCCUUCACAUGACUCUUCGGAACAGGCGACCAUUCUGUUGGCGAUGCGAAGGAUGGAAGAAACAACUGCUAUCGAUGGUAAACCGUGUAUUCAAUUUCGACCGAAAUUACCAUCGGAUAAUGCAUACAUUUCGAUUUUCGAUGGACAGGGAUGUUGGGCUCAUCUUGGUCAUCGUUUUAGAACUGAAACUCUUGUAUCUCUGGGUGGUGGUUGUGUCUACCAGGGCCCUAUCACGCAUGAGCUGAUGCAUACGCUAGACUUUCUACAUGAACACCAGAGACCAGAUCGAGAUCAAUAUAUUCAGAUUAAUUGGGAAAAUGUAGCCGAAAACUCGGAGGACAGCUUUGCACUCCAUACUGAUAUUAAAAACGGAGAGAAAACAAUAGAAACAAAGCCACCAGGAAAAUCUUUCGGUCAAUAUUACAAUCUUAGUAACAUUGAUAUUUUGUCGAUCCGCAAUCUCUACCAAUGUUUCAACAAAGAUAUCUCUGACAUUGUUUCUGGUGCCAGUUACAAAUUAAUGAAUAUUAAUAGCAAUAAGGUUCUCGAUGUCUAUCGUUUCGAUGGGCACGAUGGCGCGAAUGUUCAGAUUUUUACUGACAAUGGUGGGCAAAAUCAAUGCUGGAUCACUCAAAAAAAUCAAGAUGGUACUAUCAAACUGAUUGAUUCAAAUACUGGUAUGGCGUUGGAUGUGCAUGGAGGUAAUACUUCAGAUGGUGCAAAGGUUCAAGUCUGGUCAGAGAAUGAAACAAAUGCACAAAAAUGGCGUCCAAUAAAAGUUGACAAUGAAUACUAUAAACUGAUUAAUGUAGCAUCUAAUAAGGCUCUAAAUGUUCAUGGUGACGGAACAAGUGAUGAAACAGAUGUUGAUAGUUGGUCGGAUAAUGGUACACCAGCACAACAGUGGCGAUUUGUUCGAUGCAACCUAGAUGGUACACUUCAUAUUGUUUCUGGUGGCAAGUACAAAUUAGUAAACAUUAACAGUAACAAGGCUCUCGAUGUCAAUGGAUUCCAGACGGCCAAUGGCGCUAAUGUUGAGAUUUAUUCUGACAAUGGUGGACAAAAUCAAUGUUGGAUCAUCUAUAAAAAUCAGGAUGAUACUGUCAAAUUGAUUGAUUCAAACAGUGGCAAAGCAUUGCAUGUCAAUGAAGAUGAUAUUUCAGAUGGUGCCAAUACUCACAUCUGGUCAAACAAUGAAUCAAAUGCACAAAAAUGGCGUCCAAUAAAAGUUGACAAUAAAUAUUAUAAAUUGAUUAAUGUAGCAUCUAAUAAGGCUCUAAAUGUUCAUGGUGGAGGAACAAAUGAUGGGACAAAUGUUAAUAUUUGGUCUGAAAACGAUACACCUACUCAACAUUGGCGACUGAUGGAAUGUGGUCGUCAGUAG
Molecule: messenger RNA, 1659 nt
Organism: Adineta ricciae
Lineage: Eukaryota; Metazoa; Rotifera; Eurotatoria; Adinetida; Adinetidae
Source: the annotation of a GenBank genome assembly